Zootermopsis nevadensis is the source of this 4000-nucleotide messenger RNA. RefSeq names its product dehydrogenase/reductase SDR family protein 7-like. Gene Ontology annotation, cellular component: membrane. NCBI's taxonomy places the organism in Eukaryota, Metazoa, Arthropoda, Insecta, Blattodea, Termopsidae. The record is from RefSeq and is a predicted model, not a curated record. Gene Ontology annotation, molecular function: oxidoreductase activity.
UGACGGAGGGUUUCAGGUUAUUAGCCUUAGCUUCUAUCCCUUCUCCCCUUACAAGUUGCCAGUCUCGAAUCACCUGACAGCUCGCUUGUUCGUCCAUGUUGAUUCUGCAACGAGUAUGUGUUUUUAGUACUUAAAUACAUCUCUGUGUAAGUUCCGUUUCAUAUUUUAAGGAAAAGAAGAUAUCUUAAUCUUCGCCGUAGAUGCAUUCGAAAAUAUUUUUGGAGACCUAAUCCAUUAUAUCACCAGUCACAAAACGCGUUAACAUUGAAAGAAUUUGUAACAGUGGAAGACAGGCUGGUUGUCAGAUGCACGGGAGAAUUUAUAAUUAUCGAAAAUUAAAAGUGUGUGUGUUAACAAGUUAUAACUGCUUACAUUAAAAGUGAUAUUUCAUGAAAUAAACAUUUUUGAAGCUAUUGAGCUGCUACAGAACGUUCUAACGCAAGCGUAACUCAAAAUAAAGUUACUACAGCAUGAGGACCAAAGCGAUAGUAAACUCAAAAUCCAGCCUAUACAAAUCGUGUUUACGUCGUUCUGUUAUUUUACACUCGUUGAAAAGUAUACAGAAUGUAGUGAACUUUACAAGUGUGUGCAAAUGGAGUUAUGUGACGUUCUAGUUCACCGACGCACCGUUGCAGCAGGGGCGGCCCACAAAUGUCUGUUGGCAGUUUCCACCGCGUGACCCGACUUCCCGAUUCGCACAGACUAUAGGGUUGUUAUGAUAACUGGAGCUAGUUCAGGAUUGGGUGAAUCUCUUGCACAUUCAUUUUAUAAAUCUGGAUGUCGUGUUAUACUAGCAGCGAGGCGUCAAAAUGAACUCGAGCGAGUGAGGAGUGACUUGCUAGCUAUGCAUGUGACUGCACCAACACAUCCACCAGUGAUACUUACUUUGGAUUUGUCAGAUUUGAGCUCCUUGCCUGAUCAUAUUAAACAGGCACUGGAAAUAUUUGGCUGUAUAGAUAUUCUGGUACAUAAUGGUGGCAUAAGCAGUAGGGGUGACGUAUUAAGUACCGAAGUGGAUGUUGCUGUUAAGGUUAUGAUGGUCAACUAUUUUGGUCAGCUGGCUCUGACAAAAGCGUUGUUACCAUCCAUGAUAGAGCGACAGAGUGGCCAUAUUGUGGCAGUGAGCAGUGUUCAAGGCAGAAUUGCAAUACCUUACAGAUCUGCUUACACGGCUUCGAAGCAUGCCCUUCAGGCUUUCAGUGACUCACUACGAGCUGAAGUAGCAAGGUACAACAUCAAGGUGUCUGUAAUAAGUCCUGGGUACAUUGCAACGGCUUUGUCAAUCAAUUCUCUUUCAGGAAGUGGAGAAGCUCAUGGAGAAAUGGACAGUGAAAUUGCAAAUGGUUACAAACCUGAGUAUGUUGCAGACGAGAUAUUGUCUGCUGUUGUACAAGGAAAGAAGGAGGUGAUUAUCUCACCUAUUACACCUUGGCUUGCGAUUAUAAUACGAACAUUUGCUCCAUCACUUUAUUUCUGGAUCAUGGAAAGAAGGGCUGAGAACACUUCUCAUUAAGAAUUACCACUAUGAUGAAAGCUUAGUGUAACAAACUUCGUUGGCUGACAGAUUAUAUUCAUAAUAUUCAAAUGUUGUUAUAAUGAAGGGCAGUGACAGCAAAUUAAUAAUGUAUGAGCUGUUUGUACAAAGGCUAGUGCAUUUUUAUUUAAUAAGUGGUACAUAUGUAGGAUUUGAGGUUUUCACGGCGGUGAGUUUGAAUUUCGAUGUCUUCUGGGUUGUUGCACCGUGUAGUCUGGUAGAUGUCCACCAUCGUUUCAGAGGAAACGGCGGACAUCAACCAGACUACACGGCGCAACAACCCAGAAGACAGCGAACUUCAAGUGGUACAUAAUGUAAUAAUUUAAGAUGUACAGUUUGUACAAAGGUUAGUGCACUUUAGUUGGUAUAUAAUGUAUACAUAAUGGUAUUCAUAAAUGUGAAAAGAGUGUUGCAUCCUAGUAUUUUAAUGUAAAUAAGAAUUACAUUCACAUGAUUAUGUGAAUUAUCCUUUAUUGGUUGUGCAUCAAGGCUUGUAUACAGUCCAUCUGCAAUAGCGCAACAGUAAACAUUUUAAUCCUAUGUUAAAAUUGAGUCAGCAGCCACAUAUAGGAAUUUAAAUACCCUCUUCCCUUAUAAUAAAGAUUGUAUGUUUUUUGCACAGUGAUACUUGUUAUGGAUGCCAUGCUGUUAGGUACAUCUAGGAGCAAUUUCAUGUUUUAUUGCACUGUAAAUGUGAGUGGACCUCACAGAAAACACUGAGAUAACUGAACACACUGUUUUCUUUGUUCUUCUGUAAUGGUGUGUUUUGGAGGGGAGGUAAAGGUUCAAAAGGAUUAGAGGAAUUAAAAGUGAAUGAGGGGUGAAGGUAUGAAAGAAAUCAUUUUGUAUCAGGAUUUAUGCUAUAAUCAAGAUCAACAGUAGCAAAUAUAUUGUCUCCAUAUUUUUAUCAUGUAUUUUAUUACAGUAGAAAUAGUAUACAGCUAACUGCACUGUAUGGUCUUUUUUUGCACUGUGAAAUGUAAUGCUUAUGUUCCUAGGGCUUACUCUUGUACAAGAACAAGAGAGACAUCCAUGGUCUUCAUGAAUAGAAAAUGUUUAAAAUGAAAUAGUUUGCAUGAUUGUGCCAUCUCUUAAAUAUACAGGAUUUUUCAAAAUUAUUUAUUAUUAUUGUGGGUUAUAUUUAAUGUACCAGUUCAGUAACAACAAUCAAAUAGCUUGGUGUAUAUGAAGAAAUACUUUCAAGUUUUGUUUUCAUGUGUUCAGUAUUUGCGCCACAAGUUAAACGACAAGUGUCUAAACAAUACUGAAAUUCCUCCUGUGCACUGUAAUAUUGCUGUGUCAACUUGAGAAGCUACAUCUGAGACUUGGCCUUGAACCUCUGUCAAGGUCUGUGGCAUUGGUCUGUAGAUGCUCUCACUCAGCUAGGGUCAUAAACACUGUUUGAGCAUACCUAAGUACGGCUAUCACCCUGAAGAUGGAUGCAACAAGCACCUCUGAAUUGUUGGUAAACUUCUACUAUACUACAUUGUGCAACAACCCAGAAGACAGCCAUCUUCAAUUCUAUAUUAUCCAGCUAUAGCAAAGUAUGUAACAUGAAAUAUUCUCCAUAUGCCAGAACAUAUUUGUGAUGACUUUUAUAACAAUUACUAAAAACAACAGAAUUCUGAAAUAUACACAAAAUCCCUGUGAUGUGUGUGCACACACGCAUAGGCAUGUGUGAAUACUGUACAGAACCAGUCUCGUCUGUUCCUUUUUGCAUGUCUGGUUUGGUGUGAUGUUCUGUCAAUAUAGUUAGAAUCUCUGGGUAAAUAAGAAACUGCCUGAAGGCCAUAUGUUAGCUGUCCUAAAAAUGGGCAGCUUGCAUGGCCCUCUGUUCUACUUUCUAAGAUAUAUACAAUUACGGUAAUAACAUACUUUUAAAAUUUUUGAACAUUCUUUGAUUGCUUGUUUCUUUCUCUGUCUCAUUCAUAAUACACUAAUUAUAGCUUAUUACUCAUGUGUAAGGAAAUUUACAGAAUGACUUGAUUUUAAAGGGAUAAAUUUGUAUAACUUGCAGUAUGUAAAUCAGCGUAGCAAAUAUUUGUAAUGAAUGUUUGCUUUUACUGUAGUUAAAUAAUUGUAGAAGCUGGUUUGCUUUGAAAAUAUUUCAGAUUUUGAAUCAACAGUCAAUCUGAAAUUCAUCAGCCAGCAGACUUUGUUUACUCCUACUGUAAUAACAAAUUUUCACACAUCAAUAUUUAAUAUUGUAUACAGAAAUGUCAGAAUACAUAAUUUAUGAUCUACGACAGUUUUGUGUACAUAUUACGAGGAACAUAAUUUAUACUUUGUUUACAACAUAGUGAAGUAAGAGAGUAGGACUACACUGCAGAUGUAAUUUAGAAUAUUAAAACAAUAUUAUUUUAAUAUAGAAUGCUCUUGUAACCAUUCAAAUUAAGAAAUGGAUUAUAGUAUCUUGUGCAAAUGGAAGUUCACUAGCUUGAGCACAGAUAAAUAUCAUGCUACACA